Messenger RNA from Erpetoichthys calabaricus (reedfish), 3562 nucleotides. It is a transcript of the gene uhrf1, whose product is annotated as ubiquitin-like with PHD and ring finger domains 1. Gene Ontology annotation, molecular function: protein binding; ubiquitin protein ligase activity. The transcript is spliced from 17 exons. Lineage: Eukaryota; Metazoa; Chordata; Cladistia; Polypteriformes; Polypteridae. The record is from RefSeq and is a predicted model, not a curated record. Bases 147 to 2504 code for a protein of 785 amino acids. Gene Ontology annotation, biological process: negative regulation of gene expression via chromosomal CpG island methylation.
UAUUGAAGUGAGCAACGCCUUUUUUUUUCCAGUGAAGCGGCCGUGCAGUUUAAAGGAGUGGAUUAAAGGCGGCUAAAGUUGGACUUUUUCUUUUGAUUUUUGCAUCACAGCUUGAACGUAUUUCGAAUUAACUCAAGGCUGUAAAAAUGUGGAUCCAGGUGCGCACCAUGGAUGGGAAAGAGACCCACCGAAUUGAUUCCUUGUCCAAGCUGACCAAGGUGGAUGACUUAAGAGUUAAGAUAAUGGAAGCCUUUAAUGUGGAGCCAGAAAGGCAGAGACUAUUCUACCGGGGAAAGCAGAUGGAAGAUGGACAUACCAUUUUUGAUUACAAUGUGGGACUGAAUGACAUUGUGCAGCUUCUGGUGCGACAAAAUGCACCUGUUUGCCCAUCUACACAGAAAGAAAAAGAAGGAGAGCUGUCUGAUUCAGACUCUGGCUGUGGAUCAGCCCAGAGUGAGUCUGAUAAGAACUCCAACAAUGGCGAGGCUGGCAUGGAAGUAGAGGGACAGGCUGGUUCCUCUGUGCAAGCUGACCUUUUUGAUCCAGGAUUUGGCUUCUACAAAAUUAACGAGUUUGUGGAUGCACGAGACUUGAACAUGGGAGCCUGGUUUGAAGCUCAGAUUGUUAAUGUGACUAAAGAAACAAAGGGCACUUUGCAUCAGGAUGGCGGAGUGUCUGACCAGAAAGACGAAAGCUCUAUAGUGUACCAUGUCAAAUAUGAAGACUAUCCUGAAAAUGGAGUGGUCCAAAUGAAGGGCAAAGAUGUCCGUCCACGUGCUAGAACUUUAUUGCAGUGGCAUCAGUUAGAGGUGGGAAUGGUGGUGAUGGUUAACUAUAACCCUGAUGAACCAAAAGAGAGGGGCUAUUGGUAUGAUGCAGAGAUCCAGAAAAAGCGAGAGACUCGUACUAUCCGGGAAAUAUAUGCCAAGAUAUUACUGGGGGAUGCUGGUGACUCAUUAAAUGACUGUAAAAUAAUUUUUGUCAAUGAGAUCUAUAAGAUUGAAGAACCAGGAAGUGGCACUCCCCCCUGUUCAGAGAGUCCCAUGAAAAGGACAAAUGGUCCAGAGUGCAAACACUGCAAAGACGAUCCACAGAAAAACUGCCGUAUGUGUAAUUGCCAUGUGUGUGGAAUAAAGCAAGACCCUGAUAAGCAGUUGCUAUGUGAUGAGUGUGACAUGGCCUUUCACAUGUAUUGUCUCAAUCCUCCACUACUUAGCAUCCCGGAAGAUGAGGACUGGUACUGUCCAGGCUGUCGCAUUGAUACAAGUGAAGUGGUGCUUGCAGGAGAGAAGCUAAAAGAAAGCAAGAAGAAAGCUAAGAUGGCAUCUGCAACUUCUUCAAGCCAAAGAGACUGGGGCAAGGGUAUGGCUUGUGUUGGUCGCACAAAGCAGUGCACAAUUGUUCCUUCAAACCACUAUGGUCCUAUUCCAGGAGUACCUGUUGGUACAUUAUGGAAAUUUAGGGUGCAGGUCAGCGAAUCUGGAGUGCACAGGCCUCAUGUGGCUGGAAUUCAUGGUCGAAGCAAUGAUGGAGCUUAUUCCUUAGUGCUGGCUGGUGGCUAUGAAGAUGAUGUGGACAAUGGCAAUGAAUUCACCUACACUGGAUCUGGUGGUCGAGAUCUGUCUGGAAACAAGCGUACAGCUGAACAAUCCUGCGAUCAGAAACUCUCUAACAUGAACAGAGCUUUGGCUUUGAACUGUAAUGCUUCAUUGAAUGACAAGGAUGGGGCUGAAGCGAAGGACUGGAAAGCAGGAAAACCAGUCAGAGUGGUUAGAAGCUCCAAAGGGCGCAAGCAUAGCAAAUAUUGCCCAGAAGAUGGAAACAGAUAUGAUGGCAUCUACAAGGUGGUCAAAUAUUGGCCUGAGAAAGGAAAGUCUGGUUUUCUAGUGUGGAGAUAUUUAUUAAAGAGGAAUGAUGAAGAGGCUGCACCUUGGACAAAGGAUGGGAAAGAGAGGAUCAAGAAACUGGGUCUGACUAUGCAGUAUCCAGAGGGUUACUUGGAAGCUGUUGCUGCAAAAGAGAAGGAAAAAUUAAAGGACGAAGAGGAUGAAGUUGUGGAAUCCACACCAAGCAAGGGCAAGAGAAAGAGGAAAUCGGAGACCACAGACAUGGUAUCGCCAUCUCCAAGCAAGAAAACUCCAAAGAAGGUAAAAGUUGAAGCUUAUAAGUUGACAAAGGAACAAAAAGAGAUGAUUAAAGAGGAUGAGUUGAACAAAAAGCUCUGGAACGAAGCAUUGGAGGCCCUUAAAGAAGGACCGAAAUUUCUUAAUAAAGUUGAAGAGAUAUUCCUGUGCAUUUGCUGUCAAGAGGUUGUCUUCCAGCCAGUUACAACAGAGUGUCAGCAUAACGUCUGCAAGGAAUGCCUACAGCGCUCCUUCAGGGCUGACGUGUUCACUUGUCCAGCUUGCCGAUAUGAUUUGGGAAAAGCUUACACUAUGGUGGUCAACAAGAAGCUUCAAAAUAUACUCGAUCUAUUUUUUCCAGGGUAUAGCAGUGGUCGAUGAUGGAUAUUUAACUACGUGUAAUCGUCUAUAAGGAGUUUGAAAAAAGUGGAAUUUAAAAAAAAAAACAAAAUGGUUUUAACUAUGCGCUUAUCAAAAACAGUCCCUCUCCUUAAUAUAUACCCAGAUAUUUUGUCACUCGAAACUGAUCGUCUCCACUUUUUGAUUAUUCAAUAAUUCAACUCAUGUAAAUAUUUAGUUUUUUUUCUUGUGUGUUCCAUGUAGUCCCUUACAGUUUUUAUACAUUUAGAAAGUAAACAGCCAUUAUACUUAAUGUCACAUAGAAGCAUUGAUUUGUGUUUUCAAUUUGAAACGUUUUAUCGUAUUGCUAAGAGUUAUUCAUUCCUGAAAUUUAAUAUUGCAUUUCUUUAAGUUGACAUGGUGUGGUACAUCAUCCCAUUUCAUUUUUCAGUUUGAAAUGCCUUGUGUGUUAUGCAAAGUUCUUAUGGAUGACUCUACCUCACCCAUCUUUGAAACCCAUCCCCCACCCCAGGGACAAUUUUCAGUUUGUGUCAUAGUUAGAAAAAGUAGUUUUAAAAAGUAAACUAAGUUAAAUGCAUUUCUAAAUGCAUUUUUUUUUCUUCUUCGGAUUAAUCUGUUUCUAACUGUUUAUAACAUUUUUGUUCUGUUUGCUUAGCUUUUCCCUUUGGCAGCAUUUAUAUUCUUCUGAGAACAUCUACCAAAGGCAGUAGCAAAAGAUAUCUCAGUACAACUUCAUUAAGCCCAGUGGUGUCAAACUGGAAUUUGUAUAUUUUAUAUUUGCCUUUUGUAUAUUCCCAUAGGUUUUAUGCAGAUUUUAUUCAAAAUUUAGUUUUAUUUUAAUAAUGUAAACAUUUCAGGGAUAUGCAUCUCUCUAUUAGUGACUGGUAAAAUCAGAAAGGUGCAUCUUUCUGUUAGUGAUUGAUGGAAACGUAUACUUUACGUUUUUUUUUCCCCCCUUUCUGAUUAUACUUCAGAUUGGCUAUUCACUUGUUAGUCAUUAAUUAAUUGUGUUUAUUUAUCACUAAAUGGAUUCAGGUUAGUAUUUUUAAAUCUUUAAAUAAAGAUUUCUUUUUGAUAAA